AUGUCGGGUCUCCAAGCUUUCAUGUCUGAUUUUAACUCAAUGUACUCCAGCUUUUCCUCUGGCACAGGUGGUGUUGAGUCUGGCCACACACCUCACAUGUCUACCCCCUUGCCGACAACGUGGAACGAUGAGAAUCAAUUCAACGAUUUAGACAAGCGACUGCAGGAGCGGAUUCGUGUACUGGAGCUCCGCAUCAUGCAGCUGGAGCGCCAAGUCUGGCGAAGGCCGUAUGCGUCUUCAUCCAUGGCUUUGCCCUUCACACCUACCAGUGAGGCGUCUCUAUCAAGCACAUCGUCGUCUUGUACAGACACCCUUGCCACGCCAUCGUCUGGUCGCUUCAAAUCGUACACCCCCCUUGAUCAUACUGUAGCGCGAUGCCCGUCCACCCCUGAUCCAUUCAAUCCGUUCUGGCCCAUCCUUGAAGAAGAGGAGUCCAUUCCACUGCCUGGUAGGUAUUGGGACUGA
Malassezia pachydermatis is the source of this 465-nucleotide messenger RNA. RefSeq lists its product as hypothetical. The transcript has 2 exons. The coding region runs from base 1 to 465 and encodes 154 amino acids. Lineage: Eukaryota; Fungi; Basidiomycota; Malasseziomycetes; Malasseziales; Malasseziaceae. The record is from RefSeq and is a predicted model, not a curated record.